AUGUCAUGUCACGUCUUUCAUGGUGACUUGAUUUGUGAUCACAUUGGUGCCAUUACCUCCGCUAAAUACACUCUUCUCCAACAAGUUACCAAGCUAGGUACCUGGAUCUCCACCGCCGAGAAAAUCCGUCAGGCCGCUGAGGACAAGGCUACAGAAGCCUAUGACAAGUUGAAGGUUAAUCAGACACUGGAUGAGAAUGUUAAGAAAAUUGUGCAAGCUAAGGACAGAAUUAAUGAUGUUCAUGAGAAGCUGAAUAGUGUCCAUUCAAGUUUGGGAGAGUGGAAGGAUCAGGCCAGGGAUGUGCUUCAAGGGGCGAUUGGGAAGGCCAAUGAGGUGUAUGAGAAGUUGGAUAUAGACGGUAAAGGAAGGAGUUUACCGCUUGGCAAAAACGUUGAAGGAAUUAACUCAGCUAAUGACUUAAUUAAAAAGGCAAAUAAUGAGCUUGCCACUGAAGUUGCCAAUUUAGGUAACUGGAGGGAUGCCGCCCAGGGUGUUAUUACCAAGGCGCAGGGGAAGUGUGAUCAGAUACUUAAGAAAGUUAGUCAAACUACGUCUGACGGUGUUAUUUAUAAGCAAGCUGAUGCAUUAAAACAAAAAGGUCUUGAGCUUUUGCAGGCUGCGAGUAAGGCUAAAGAGCAAGUUGAGCAGAAAACGGAUUUGAGGAAUGUUAAAGAGAAUAUUAAGAAAGGGAUAACUAAGGUGAUUGAAGAGUUGAAAGUUAAAGAAUUGGAUGCGAAAGUGCAGAGUGAUUUGGGGGAGUUGAGGAGUAAGAUUAGUGGGCUUAAAACAGAGGUUGAUAAAUCAAAUGGAGAGAGCCUCGUUAAAGAGGAAUUGUCUAAGCUUGCAGCGGAGAAAAUUAAGCUGUAUAAUCUUGCAGGUUCGGACAAAGGUAAAAUUCAGCAGGAAACUGCGGGCCUUGAAACUAAGUUCAGGGAUAACAUCCAAAGUCCGCUUAACGAUAGAGUCAAAGCAGUUGACCAGGCGAUUGAGGCGCUUGGCGGGAAUUUCCAGCUGCGUAACGGAGAAAGAAAUAUUGAUAAGAUUUUCGGGCACAUUAAAGGAAAGGUUGGGGAGAUUAAGGGGACGGCGGGGACAAAUGGUAGAGGCGGCAGUGGUCUUGAAGGGAUUCAGGGUGCAAUAAAACACUAUGCCAAUGCAUUCGGCGACACAGGCGGUGAAAACUUUAAGAAAAGAGUCCAAGGCUGGCUUGAAGGGAUUUGGGGGGAGAAGACAGAACAGAAGAAUAAUCAGAAUUUGCAAAAGUGGCUUGAGGCUUGGAUUACUGCAAAGGCUGGGAAGUUGCAGCGGAGCGGCGGCGUCAUCCGGGUUGCUGGUGGUGACUCCGCAACUGAAACAUUGCGUAAAGACAUUAUCGAAAAGAUUAAGAAGAAGUUUGAAGGCGACGCACAUCAAGCCGGUAAAAAGGUUGAGGAAACUAAAAAUGGUAACAUUGCUGACUAUGUCCAAGCCGUCAAAACAGGGUGCGAGGCAUUUGUCAGCGAGCUUGAUGCGAAAUUUAAUAACGGUAGGGGAAUUGCUCAGCUUGCCGAGGAGAUUGCGCCAACCGUUGAGAGUGCGGUUGGAAGUAAAGGUAUUCGGGUAAGCAAUAGAGAUAAAUCUCUCACAUCGCUUAUCGAAGCCAGCCUCGUAGCACUCCGCGCAACGGUUAAUCAGGUGGCAGACGAACUGAAUUCAGUGCUACUCGCCGACUACAGGAUGGGCGGCAGUGGUACCAAUAAAAACAUCGCAACAGCGUUGGAUGAUGCGUUUAGAGUAACCAAGGAACUUGAUGAUAAGCUUGGCAAAGCGACUAAUCCCGUCACCUCCGGCCAAACUGAUAGCCCCGCCAAAGCCGUGGACGGCAAGUUGGAGGCGGUGAGGGAAUUCGUGAAUGGAACACAUGGCGCUGAUAAUAUUACCAACAAGUUUAAAAACAAUGUCAAAGGACCACUUGAUGCUGCCGUACGAGCGCUUCCCACCGCCGUUAAUCAGUUCGACACUGAAGCUCAAGAGCAGAUCAAGGAAGCCGCCAAGACGGCGAUUGAGAGGGCGGCUGGGCAGAUUAGCAGUGGCAGUGAAAUAAAGUUUGGUGAGCCAAAUGAUCUAAUGAAACAGUUUAAGGAAGCCUACGAGCCUAUCCAAAGUGGGCUCCAAAGUAGCCUGAACAGCAAGGUUGAUACAGAGUUGCCGGAUGGCGAUGGAGUAAAAGUCAAGCUUGAAGGUGCCCCAAACUUUAAAGUUUACGAUGAACACGUUAAUCAAAAUGAGAUUGAGGACGGUGAUCUAAAAGGCGAGUCAGGCGAAGGCCAACUUCCACAGGCGAUAGGGAAGAUUAGAGAUGAGGGUCUGGCAGAGCUUGAGAAGCUUAUAGGUGACCAACCCGGUCAUAUUAAUACGCAAACCUUCGACGGUCCGUUCGACACAAUUAAGAAAGAGCUUGAAGAGAUCAAGAAAUUGGUUAUUAACACAAGCAGAAAUUUCUUUGGCGAAUUAAUCCCAACAGAAAAUGGUGUCAAAAAUUAUCUUGAACAGCUUAAAAAUGGACUGAUAUAUGGGCCGUUUGAUUCAUCACCAAAGGGCUUCGAAGAAAUUAAAAAGGCAAUUAACUAUCUUCAACAAACGACUUUCACUAACCAACCUGCUGCAAUUGGCACAGCCAUCUCUGAUAUUAAGGGGGAGCUUGACAUACUGAGAAUUAUCAUGAAAAAUGAUAAUAAUAGUAAAAAUGUCGGGACGAAUGGCCUCAUUGACGACUUGGAAGAUUUGCUAGGCAAAGGUCUCGAAGGUAUGAAUUCCUGGAAAAAAACGAAGGGUUUAACAAAAAUCCAAGAGGACCUCAAGAGGGAAAACAAUAUACUGCCCGAGCAAACUGGUGAAAUCGAGAGAGCGAUAGAAGCAAUUAGGUGGGAACUCAGAGUUCUUGGUGUCAAGUUGGAUGAUACACAUGGCCACGAUGAUAUCACAGAUCAGUUGGAGUGGCUAGGUAGGAAACUUGGUAAAGGUCAAAAGAAGGACCACGUUAAUGCGCAAGACAUUCAUGACUACAUUAAUUGGCUCCAACAAGUGCCGUUCAAAGACAAUCCCACAACCAUCGAUGGCGCCAAGCAAGAAAUUGUAGAUGAACUCACUACCCUUCAAAAAGAGUUGCAAGGCUCCAAGCCAGGCGACGAUGUCAUAAAGUCACUGGAAGAUUUGAUGAACAGUGGACUAAGUGAUAAGCCGUGGAUAAAAGAUGAUAAUGAAAAAGGCCUCGCAAAAAUUAAUGGUGAACUUCAAGGUCAACAAAAUACGCUAUCCACUCAACCCAAGAACAUACAGGACGGCGUCGACCAAAUCACCAACGAGCUUCAAAGGCUUCAGAGUGAGUUGAACACUGGAGUCACCGAAAAGCUCAAGAAGCUGAAAGAGCAUGGCCUUACUGACGGCGGAAACAACUGGACAACUGACAAUCACCAGGCUAAAGGCCUCACUAAAAUCACCACGGACAUCGAGGCCAUUAAAACCAGGGACGUUGCCGACCUGAAGGACAAACUCAAAAUGCUCUUAAGUGAUAUAAAGCAUGAAGCAAGAGGCGUGGCGUUUGUAUUAAAGGAGGUCAAGGAAAUAAUGCUUGACGAAGAGAUGAAGAAAAUUUACAGUGACCUUUACGAUUUGUACUUCGGCCCGCUGAACGAUGUCAUUCAAUCACUCAAGAAGUUUGAUAAAUACGCCGACGAGGCCGCUAAAAGAAUUAUCGCAGAACUCCACGCGUACGUCAACCAAGAAAUCAAGGCAGCCGAAGAUACAUUGAUCGGGGAGGCACGCCGGCAGUGCGCCGCCAACAUCAAGGAGCUUUUGAAGCUGUUCGCCCGGAAGGUUGAAGAGGAGUUAGAAGAUUUGCCGAAUGAAAUUAGCAGAGAUCUCUACUUGGGCUACAAGGGGUUAAUAAAAUACAUGUAUGGCCCUUUGAGUUCCGAUUUCACGGGCCGUGAAGAGAGCGUUCCACAAUUAUCCUCUGCGUUCCGGGAGCUUUAUGAGCAAGUACAGACGUAUCUCCUGGGGGAGAUAGGAAGAGAGGCCGACGAGCAAAACAGGAAGAAAAAUCCUCUGCUCCCGCCGUCCGAGGAGCCGUACAACAGUAAGCUCAACGAUGUGUACGACGCGCUGAGCAACUUGCUCCACUACAUCAAGGACAACGAUACCUUCGACCACAGACUCCAAGCGCUGCUCCGCAACCUCACCGACGCGCUGAGUCACCUGCGACCUGAGAGCUUCGCCAGGCCCUCUACCCCCGUGCUGGACGGCCUGGUGGAGGGGCUCACAAAGUUCGCCGCCGAGUUCACAUGUGCGUACGUCUCAAGAUACGCCGGGCAGACGUUCACCGCUGCCUUGGUCGAAAAUGAGACCCUCACCGAGACCGUAAGAUCCCAAGGCACAAAGUCCGUCACCGUCAGAAACGUUACAAAGCUGACGCCCUACGGCGCCAUGUGCGCCAAGGUCUUCCUCACCACGCUGCCCACACUGUGCGACGCCUUCAACAGGCUGCGGGAGCGCUGCGGCAAAGGCGGCAAGUGGAGGGACUUGAAGAUUAAUGCAACCAGUAAAUUCGGCGCUUUCCUCCAGCGCUCCGGCUACAAGGUCUCCAACUCUCCAACUCUGCAGGACGGCGAGCUGCGCGACGACUGCAACGGUCGCGACGUGUAUGUCCUGGUCAGCCAGAAGAUUGAGGAGACAGAGAACAACGCACACCUCCAAAAAUGCCUCUCCCUCCAACACGCCUGUAAUCUCUUAGAUAUCUUCAAAUGCCUCUGCACGCACCUCCAGCAGUACUAUAAGACGUGCCACCUCAAGGUGCAUCCCUCACCCCGGCCGCCGUGUUCCAUCUACGAGAUGCUCACAUGGUGCUGCGGGCUUACGUACAACGCCGUGAAUCUUAACGUCAAUUACGAUGCCCUGCCAUCGCUCUUCGAGGCGGACGAGCAGGACUCUGCGGACUCCGACGUGCCCUUGAUGAACCUCAGCAGCCUGGCGCUGAAGGCCCACCCGCGGAACAUAACACCAGCGUCCCUCACCGACGCACUCACGGAGGUGUGCCACCGGUCGCAUUCAGUGCUCACCACGUUACUAGGCUACGGCCAUGCCGGAGGCAUAUACGCCUGCGACUUCAACACCAACCCGGGAGGCCUGCUCUACCCCUGCGACGCGGACGCUUUGCUCUGCCUGCUCUUCGACGUCAUCAAACGCCUCCACCAACAGCUGUAUCUCCUCUACCGCCGGUGCCUCUACAACACCCGGCACGGCGGAUGGCUCGACUGCUGGUACGGCCGAGGAGUCGGAGGCUCAGCGUGGAGGUGCAACACCAUGCAGUGUGCCAACCAGCAGUGCCCUCAUGAGGCCAGCCAAACAGGCAACCAAAUAUGUAACCAAAUAUGUAACCAAAGCUGUGACCAGCACCCCAAGUGCGGUGUGAAAUCGCCACUUCAAUCAUUCCUCGAGGACGGCCUUGUGGGCUUCCUGCCGCAUGACGUGUCGGCAGAUGGCACCUGUGUCUCAUGCCCCGCCUGCGACACCACGUCACCCGGCCUGCCGUGCAAGACGCCCAUGGGCCUUGCCAAUAUUACCAGGCUGGCCUCCCGUGCGGGUACAGGGCGACGCAUCAUGGACGUCCUCGGCGCCCUCUGCGGCGGAAAGUCAUCCCCCCUCACCAGGCUGUGCGGCUUCCUGAAUUGCCUCCUCACUCGCCCGCCCCGGACGCCAGACGACCUGUUCGCCUUCUACUUCAACUUCAUAUGCGAGUGGCAUAAUGACGGCGAGCACCGUAAGGCGGCCUUCGAGGACGCCGUCGGCGACGCGUGCUUCUGGCAGCGGGGCGUGACGCUGGACGUCAGUUCUAUCUUCGGCACAAGUGACCACGGCAACGAGCAGAAUAUACCUCAUCUCACCGGCGAUCUCUUCUCACUCGUCAAGUGCAACGGCACUCCAGGCUCCGCUCCGUCACACCCCUGCGGCCCCUACCUCAAGCCCCUCGGCCACGACCUACGCGCCACAUUCGCCAAGGCACACGCCCACCUCUACCUCUCGUGGGUGGUAUACCUCACGGAGACUUUCUACGACUUCCUCAGGGAACUGCUCCAGGACUGCGAGCGCACCUGCGCCGACGCCACGUCCAACUGCCACGCCAACAGCUGCGCCGACCACUGCCCAGCCAAGCGUCUUCCCAUGGCCCCGGACUCCAAUCACACUGCCCACUGCCUUUCCAUCGUGGACUGCGACUCCACCACGCCCACACUCUUCCGGUACGGCUUCGUGCACAGGGACGCCCACAGCCUCGCCGGCUCCACCAGCGGCCACCAGACCAAGCGCACCUGCCAGGAUCUCUGCAUCGUCUUACGCACCGUCCUCAAGCAGAUGAACCCUCUCCACAGGCUGGCGCACGAGACAAUCCCCGAGUUCCUCUGGCACAUCCGUGCGCCCUUCCUCUACACCAUCGUCACACUCUGGCUCACCGCCACGCUCUACAUCGCCCACUCACUCAUUUACCGCAUGGACGUCCUGCGCAUCCGCUCGCACCUACUCACCACCAGGGCCUCUCACCUCAUCGACGUAAAGGCGCUGCUCACCGGCAGCAGGAGAAUGCUCUCACUCUACAAGGACGUUGACUACUUCGAUGAUGACUUUCACUCUAACAUUGGUGCCAUCACCUCCACUAAAUACACUAUUCUUCAUCAUCAUGUUACCAAGCUAGGUACUUGGAUCACCGAGGCGGAGAACAUCCGCAAGGCAGCCGAGGAAAAGGCUACGGAAGCUUACGACAAGUUGAAGGUUAAGCAGACAUUGAAUCUGAAUGUUGAGAAGAUUGUUGAAGCCAAUAAGGCAAUUGAAGGAGUUCAUGGGAAGCUUGGUGGUGUUGAAAAAAGUUUGAGUGACUGGAAGAUUAAGGCCGGGAAAGUGCUUGCCGGGGCAAUUACAAAUGCCAAUGAGGUGUAUGAGAAUUUAAAAGAUGAGAAAAGCAAGCCAAUUGGCGAGCAACUUGAUGGUAUUCACAACGCAAAUGAGUCAAUUAAAGAGGCAAAUGAGCAACUUGAGAAAGAAGUUGACAACUUAGGUAAGUGGAAGACUGCGGCCGAUAGUGUUAUAUCCAAGGCGGAAGAGAAGUGUGAUCAGAUACUUAAGAGGGUUGCGACAAAAAAGGAUGGUGAAAGUGAUACAAUUUUUGAAUAUGCAAAUGAGAUGAGUGAGAAGGGUGUUGCACUUUUCGAGGCCGCAAGUAAGACAAAGCAGCAAGUUGGCAAGAAUGUCCAAAAGGCCUUGGAGGCUGUUGUGGCCAUGGACAGUGAUCUCAAGAGGGAUUUGAAGAGUGUUAAAGAAAAGAUUAUAGCGGGGAUAGGGAGUGUGAUUGAUACGUUGAAGGUUAAGGAGUUGGGUGAUAAAGUGAAGACGGAUUUGGGGACGUUGAAGGGGAGGAUUAGUGAGCUAGCUAAAGGUCUGCCGCAAGAUGGGGAAAAUGCACUUGUUAAAGAUAAGUUGGCGGCGCUUCAGUCUGCCAGAGAAGGUAAUUUGGAUACUGUUGUUAAAAACAUUGAGCUGCAGACGAAUGAGAAGCUUGCACAGAAUUUUACUUCGCAUAUCCAAGGCCCGCUUAGCGAGAAAGUCAAAGCAGUUGACUCGGCGAUUGGGACGCUUGGCGGGAAGUUUGAGAAAACAAGAAGCCUGAAUAGCAUUGAAAGCAUUUUGGGACAUAUUAAAACGCAGGUUGGGGAGAUUAAGGGGAAACCUAAUACAGGUGUAAAUAACGGUUCAGGUCUCCUGGGGAUUGUCAGCGGCGUUGAGGCGUACGCUAAGAAGUUCGUGCAUGGGGACGCAUUUGAUGGCAUAGUCGCCGGAUGGGUGAGAAGGAGUAUUUUGCAAAAUGAGCCGAUGGACACUUGGGUUGGAAAGUACUCAAAGGGUAAGGUUCACGCGAACGACUUAAAUCGGCCGAAAGGAAGCGAUUCAUAUCUCGACAGUAGAAUCGCAACCGAAAUAAGAAAUGAGCUUAAGGGCAUUGUUAUUAUGGAUAGCUUUAAAGACGUCAAAAAAGAAAUCCAAACCGGCAGCUCCAAAGGUACCAUUAAAGGAAAUUUGGAAUAUGUGGAAGCUGUUUGCAAGGAAUUUGGCAGGACGCUGGGGACUAAGAUUAAGGAUGAUGGACAACUUGGCCCGCUUGCCAAGGCGAUAGCCAAGAGGAUUGAGAAAGAGCUGUGGACGCACAACAAGUUCAUAAAAAAUGAUUACCCUAGCAACGACAACCCAACUCUCAUCACCGCCAUUAAAGACAUAUUGCCCGUUCUGGUAGCCACUGCCUGGAAGGCUGGCGAUGAAGUCCGAUGGUUCGGUCUCGACGGGAAACUUGCUAAUCUCAGCGACAACGUGCACAAUGCUUUGGAUAAGGCAGAAGCGCUUGAGAACCAGCUUCGUGAUGCGACUAUUCCACUACAUCCUCCCGGUCAGCCUGUAGAUGGCACAGCCCAAGCCGUGGACACAGCGAUCGGUGGAGUUAGGGAUUUUAUUAAUAAUGAUCUUGACGGUAGAUUCAAAAGCAAUGUAACAGGUCAGCUUCAGAAUGCAGUCUCCGAACUUCCCACAGCCGUUGGCGCUUUCAACUCCGCCGCCGAAGAGCAGAUCAAGGAUGCCGCCAAGACGGCGAUCGAGAAGGCGGCUAAUCAAAUCGAGAUGGAAAGUGGUAGUAAAAAUCAGGUAAGCGUUGAGCAGAAUAUGAACACGUUUCACGGCGCACACCAAAAUAUUGUAAAUAAUCUCCAAGAGGACCUUAAUAAGGAAGUGAACAAGUACAUUGGGGAGGAUGACCCGCCGACAGGCGGUCAAGGUGUGACAGCCGAGAAAGUCAUCAUCACUGCUGCAAAUUUUGGCAAUUAUGAUAAACACGUUAAACAAGGUAAGAUUAAUGCCCUUACACCCGGCGGUACUCUACAAGGCACUGCAGAGGCAGAUGAAGGCCAUCUUCAAGUGGCGAUCGGGAAGAUCAAGACUCUGGGUCUGGCAGCGCUUGAAAAUACUAUUGGUGACCAAGCCGGCAAGAUUACUGAUACAACCUUCACCGGUCCGUUCGGCAUAAUUAAGAAGGAGCUUGAAGAGAUCAAGAAAUUGGUUGAUGAUGAAGGGAGUACAUUCCUAGGUGAACAAAACAGAGGUAUCAAGGAUUUCUUAAGUGAGUUGAGGAAUAUGGUUAACAAUAGUAAACCAUCUAUGUUCGCCAACCAACAAGGACUGGAAGAAAUUAAAAAUGCGAUCGAAGGGCUGCAAGCCAAACCGUUUAAAGACCAACCCGCUGCAAUCGAAGGAGCCGUCCAAAGAAUUAGGAAGGAGCUUGGAAAGCUUAGGAAGCAGUUGAAGAAUACUAAGGAUGAUGACGUCAUUAAAAGACUGCAGGAUUUCAAAGACGUUGGUCUCGAAGGUAAUAACCCUUGGGCAUUUGGCACUAAGAAAGAUUGGAAAAAUACCGCAAGUCUAAGAACAAUUCAGAUUGAUCUUAGAGAACAGAAUGCUAAAUUGCCCGAAGAAACCGCAAGAAUUGAAGAAGCCAUAUUCCAAAUUAGGAGUGAGCUUUCAAAAAUAGAAAUAAAGUUGGAUAAGCCAUUCGAUUAUGAUGACGUCAUCGACCGAUUGGAGUGGUUACGUAAAAAGAUUGGUAGAAGCCAGAAAGGAUAUCAUGACAAUCUUGAAGACAUUCUGAAUACACUUGAUUGGUUGCAAGGCAACGAUUUUACAUCGAAUUCCGACGCAAUUGGUAAAGCCAACGGAGCAAUUAAAGAUGAACUCACUACCCUCCGAAAUGACUUGCAUGGCUCUAAACUAGGUGAAGAUGUCAUUACCACUUUGCAAGAUUUGCAGAACAAUGGACUAAGUGGAAAGGACAAAUGGAAUGGCAAUAAAAAUAGCCUCGCAAAAAUUACUAGUGACCUUAACAAUCAACAAAAGACGCUGGGACAACAACCCGAAAAAAUCGGCGGUGGCGUCCGAGAAAUCACCGGUGAGCUUCAAAGGCUUAGAAAUGAGGUCUUGCAAAAAGAGGUUAUUAACAAGUUAACUAAGUUAAAAACCGACGGCCUUGGCAAUGGACAAACUUGGACAAUUGACAACAACUCUGCAAAAGGCCUCACUAAAAUCACCGAAGAUAUCGAGACCAUAAAAACCAGGGACGUCGAUAACGUCAAGCAUCAUCUCAUCGCCCUGUGCAGUGCUGUCAGGCAUAACGCAAGAGAUCUCAGAGACAUUUUAAAGGAUGUCAAAGAAAAUUUGGUCGGCGAGUUGACAAAAAUAAAAGACAGUCUACGCCAACUGCACAAAAGUCUGGUGGAUGGUCCCAUAAAAGACCUCAGAUCCCUUUUAAGUUUCAUCGUUAACGGCAAAGCGCAACUCAUCAAAUACCUCACACAAUUCGUCAACCAGGAAAUCAAGGAAGCCGAAGAGACAUUGAUCAAAAAGGCACGCCGGCAAUAUGUCUCCAACAUCAAGGAGCUUUUGAAGUUGUUCGCCCAGAAGGUGGAAGAGGAAUUAACUCCCUUGCCUCCGUUAAUAACCGAGGAUCUGCAGAUAGGGUACAAAGGGUUCAUGUAUGAUUUCCAGCAACGCUUCGAGUCUCACAUCUCCCCUCUAAAGGGUACGCUGCAACUCGACGCCCUGUCCACAGCCUUCAAGCGGUUCCAUCUGGCGCUCUCGGGAUACCUCAGCGCAGAGAUCAGGAGAGUGCACAGCGAGGAGAGCAAAAAGAAGAAUCCCUCACUACCCCCGGCAGAGGAUCACUACGCCGAGAGGCUUUAUCAAGUCACCCAGGCGCUCGAGGAGUUGCUGGAACACAUCGGCAGGGAAAAACGUUUCGACCGCCACGUGCCUGGAAUGCUCGAUAAACUUGCCAAAGCAGUCACAGCCCUGCGACCGGAGAAAUUCGCCAAAGUCACAACUCCGAUACUCGACGGCGUGGCGGAGGCAGCGGACAAGUUUGAGAAGGAACUGAGAACGGUGUACAUCUCCACAUACGACGGGGCGUUUGAGGGCCGCGUGCUCUACCACGAGGGGAGGAAGGUGUACACCCCGGAAGCUGCGAAAUGCGCCAUGAUCCUUCUGACCAUCACCGACACGCUGUUCCGCGAUUUGAACGAGCUCAGAAUGAAAUGCGCAGAUGAGUGGUCUCAUAUGUUAAUAAAUCCAUUCACCCCCCUGGGCGCCUUCCUCCAGCAACGCGGCUACCGGGUCACCUCGGCGGGCGUUCCGGACGGCGAGCUCAGGAACGACAGUGACUGCAGCGGCCAGAAGAUUAGAGAGCUCACCGAUAAUAUCAUGGAGCCUCUCGACGAACUCCACGAAUACCUCAAGUGCUACCUGCGUGCCUGCCACCUGCACAUUCCUCCAUCACCCAAAUACCCCGGCACCGUCAGGGACAUUCUCGCGUGGUUCGCAGGGCUUCCUUACUCCGUGCUCUAUGAGCGCGUGCAGGCGCAUUGCAACGUCCUGUUCAGGGGCGAGGGUGAUGCAGUGGUCAAGCAUUGCUUGGGAUCCAUCCCAGGCGCACUCAGCCUUGUCACGCACCGCUGCAGCGCCCUGCUCACCACCAUUUGCGGUAACGGCAGAGGCUUCGACCACGCCGACUACCCCUACGCCUGCAACUUCUGGGACAACUCUCGUGGCUUCCAUUAUCCCUCAGACCUCGCCGAUUUGUUACAUAUGCUGACUCAUUUAUGUAAAUGUUUGCUACUUGCACUCAACUUUUUGCGCGCACGAUGCAAAUAUGAUGCCUCCACGGGCCACGGCUGGCGCGACUGCCAGUACGGCAGAAGCGUCCCCGCCGCCAGCUGGCAAUGUAACAAGCACUUAAUGUGUGAACCAAAUGGCCGACCAACGUGCCGACCAAAUGGCCAACCUAUGUGCCAGUCAACGUGCCAACCAAAAUCCCCGCUACAGGCCCAUUUGAUGGACCAUCUGGCGGGCUUCCUACCGCAUAAGUUGGCCUCCGUCGGUUGUGACUCGCAGUGCGACACGUGUUCUAUCGCAUCCCCCGGCAUGCCCUGUGUCACGCCCAUGGGCUUCUGGGACCUGACAGAGGCGGCGUCUAUUGUCGGCAGUGGUGAGCGAAUAUGCGCCGUGCUCACCGCCCUGUGCAGUGGUGCCGAGUCGCCCCUGCCAACACUAUUACGUUGCCUGUCGUCAAUUGACCCCUCGCCGCCUCAAAGUCUCGGUGACAUGUUUGCGUUCUACUGCAACGUGUUCCGGUGCCGGCAGUCCGCUGAGUACGUUGACAACGUCCACUUCACUGGUCACCUGAGCACUGCGGCAAUCCCCAGCGUCUCUCUGUACCUCUGUCCCACCACCGAGGCGGCGCAGCUGACCGACGCCCUCACCAGGCUACACCACUCCCCCGACGACCACAGUGGCGCAUCCCCAACGGACGCUGUCACUAACACCUUACAAGCCACCCACUCGGACCUGUCGAGUCUCACCGUCCGGUCGCGGUGCGCCGACUCACUGACCUGCGCCCCCUACCUACAGCCUCUCUCCUUCCACGCCUGCCACACCUUCGCUGAGAAGCACGCGGAGGUAUAUUUGUCGUGGGUUAUCUACACCGCAUGGCAAUUCUGGGAGCUGCUCCAGCAAUUGCUCAACGCCUUUCAAGACAUUGACUGCGCAAGCUCCGGGUGCUCGACGUGUCCCUGCAAGCCGGGCCAACAUGGCGUCGACCUCAACUGCAAGUGCAAGGCACUGGUGAGCUGUCACGGCGUCCUGCCGACGUUCCACGCAUACGGAUUUACAUUUGGAAACACGAGAGCCUUGCACGGCAAUAGCAGAAAAUAUUGCCGUAAUUUUGCCAAGCAGCUCAGCCAAGUCCUCCACUCCGACCACUUCACGGAACUGUUCGACCAGUGUGACCAGUACCUCUAUCGCAUCCGUGCCCCCUUCCUCUUCACCCUGUUCACACUCUGGCUCACUGCCACGUUCUACAUCCUCCACUCACUCCUCUACCGCAUGGACGUGCUACGCAUCCGCUCGCACCUCCUCACCACCAGGGCCUCCCACCUCAUCGACGUCAAGGCUUUACUCGCCGGCAGCCGCAGGAUGCUCUCGCUCUACAAGGACCUUAAAGAGCUUAGAGAGAAGUUGAAGAAUAGUAUUGACCAGCCGAAGGAUGAUGUGAUAACUGCUUUGCAAGAUCUGCAAACUGUUGGUCUCGACGGCAAGAAUACUUGGAAGCAAGUUAACGGUCAACCUCUCAGUGGCCUUGGGAAAAUCCGUGGUGAGCUUCAAGAGCAGAAUAAGCAACUGGGCGAGCAAACUAAAAUUAUUGGAGAUAACAUGACUAUACUCGUAAGAAAAAUUAAGUUGGAACUUGCAAAGAUCGGAUACAAGUUGGAAAACCUAAACACCGACGAUGACGUUAUGGACAAUUUGAAAAAACUAAAAGAAAAGAUUGGCCAAGGUAAAGCAGAAAAUGGAAAUCUUCAAGAAAUUCAAAAGGCAAUUAAAAGCCUUCACUACGAUCCGUUUAAUACACAUCCCACUACAAUCGGUAAAGCCAACUCAGCAAUUAAAACAGAACUCACUACCCUUCAAAAUGUGCUGCAGGGCAAGCCAGGCGACGAUGUCCUUGCAACGCUGAACGAUUUGCAGAACAAUGGACUAAGUGGCGACCAAUGGGAUAAGAAUAAAGAUGGAAAUCAAAAAGGCCUCGCAAAAAUAAAUGGUGAACUUAGCACUCAACAAAAUACGUUGAAGGAGCAACCCGCUGCAAUCCGCGGUGGCGUCACCCAAAUCACCGAUGAGCUUGACAGCCUUAGACAGCAGUUGAAUGAAAAGGUCACAAAAAAGCUCAAGAAGCUGAAAGAGCAUGGCCUUGAAAAAGGCGGUGAUAACUGGACGGAAGACAAGACAAAUGUAAAUGGCCUCACUCAAAUCACCACGGACAUCGAGACCAUAAAAACCAGGGACGUCGACCAAGUGAAGGAGAAGCUCAAGGAGCUGUGCACGGCGAUUAGGCACAUUGCAAAGGACGCCGCGUUCACCUUGAAGGAAGUGAAAGAGAAGAGCCUUAAUGAGCUUACGAAAAUAAAAGACAAAUUUAGUGAUCUGCUGAGCGAGCAGGUGAGGGGUGUGAUAAGAGAGCUUAAAGGCUUUCUAAAAUUCCUCGAGAACGGCAAGGCGCAACUCAUCAGAGACCUCACACAAUUCGUCGACAAGGAAAUCAAGGAAGCCGAAGAGAUAUUGAUCAAAGAGGUACGCCGGCAGUAUGUCUCCAACAUCAAGGAGCUUUUGAAGUUGUUCGCCCGGAAGGUGGAGGAAGAAUUGAAUCCCUUGCCUCCGUUAAUAAACGAGGAACUGCAGAUAGGGUAUAAGGGGUUUGUGUAUGAUUUUCAGCAACGCUUCGUCACUCACAUCUCCCCUCUAAAGGGUACGCUGCAACUCGAGGCCCUGUCCACAGCCUUCAAGCGGUUCCACCUGGCGCUCUCGGGAUACAUCAGCGCAGAGAUCAGGAGAGUGCACAGCGAGGAGAGCAAAAAGAAGAAUCCCUCACUCCCACCGACAGAUGAUCACUACGCCGAGAGGCUUUACGGCGUCACCCAGGCGCUCGAGGAGUUGCUGGAACAUAUCACUAAGCAGAAACGUUUCGACCGAAGAUUACCUGAAAUGCUCGAUAAACUCGCCGAGGCAGUCGAAGCGCUGCGACCGGAGAAAUUCGCCAAAGUCACAACUCCGAUACUCGACGGCGUGGCGGAGGCAGCGGACAAGUUUGAAAAGGAACUGAGAACGGUGUACAUCUCCACAUACGACGGGGCGUUUGAGGGCCGCGUGCUAGUCGACGCGCGGAACAGCAGGGUGACGGCGGACGGCAAAAAAUGCGCGAAGAUACUGUUGACGAUUCUCAAAAUUCUGUGUAAUGAUCUCACGUACCUGGAGGAGCAGUGCACGCGGCGGUAUCCCAGCAGCAGAAUUUACUCAACUUCCGGACCCGGCGUAUUAUUGCACCAAAUGGGCUACGACGUUGCCAAAAGCCCAAAUUCCCAGGACGGUGAGCUGCAAAAUGACAACGAUAUUACCGGCGACAAAAUUGGCAGACUGCUUGGGAGAACAAUUCAGCACGCCGGCCAAAAUGAACACCUCAAAAAAUGCUCCGCAGUUAAGCAAACUGAACAGAACCAUUAUGAUCUCUUCGAUCUCCUUGCGUGCCUUUGUCGUCACCUAUAUGAAUAUUAUGCGACGUGUCAUCUCAUAGUUCCACCGUCGCCUAGGACGCCGUGUAAUAUAUACCAGAUGCUCUGCUGGCUGACAGGCCUCCCGCACAAUAGGGUCUAUGAGCGCCUUAAGCAGCAGGUUAAAUCCGUGCUAAGCAACGCCGACGACAAUUCCACAGAUACCAAAUGGUACAUGGCCGCGCAGCCCAACGCAGUCACCGCCACAAAUCUGGCCGCCGCCCUUCACGAUGCCACGUCCCACUCCCCCGCCCUGCUCACCAGGGUGCUCGGCUACGGCGACGCUAUGACAACGUACGCCGUUGACUUCUAUAGCAACGCACUGCAACUGUAUUACCCGCAGGACGCCGACGAUUGCCUGCACAUGAUGCUGCAUAUCCUCUGUCGAUUGCUUGUCGUGCUCAGAUUUCUGUUCUCUCAAUGCUCACUCCCCGCUCACCAUGGCGGCUGGGCGGAGUGCCAGUACGGCAAGGGCGUUCCACCAUACACGUGGCAGUGCAAUCCUCCACUCACCGCCCUGCCCAACCCUCACCCGGAGUGCUCCGAUAAAUCGCCCCUGAUGUCCUACCUCAACGACUGCCUCCCCGGCCACCUGCCUCACCAGUUGGUCUCUGUCGGCUGUGAGCCUCAAUGCAACACGUGUCCCAGCAGACCAAAUGGGAUGCCCUGUCUCACUCCCCUCGGGUUCCGGGGUUUCUCUGGAAGUACGAGGACAGGCAAGGAGCUGUGCAAAGUGCUGACCAAAUGGUUCGGCAACGAGCAUAUCAAAUCGCUGCUCAGCCUCUGUCCCAGACCGCCGGCUACGCUGGCUGAGCACUUCGGGUUUGCCUCAUCCCUCGUUGGUGGUUGGCAACACAGUGCUCUGCCGUCAGCCAUCGACGCCUUUCAAUCUGCGUUCACAGCCUCCAUCACCGGCCAGUCCAUGACACUCUACCGCGAGCCCGGCAAGCUCACAGAUGCUCUGCGUGAUGCUUACGGCAACGGUCGGAGCGGUCAUGGCAUUCAGCAUUCCACUUCUACAAAUGCCGACCUGUCCAGCCUGUCGAUGGCAGACUGCUGCACGCUUUCCAACGACGCCAGCAUCAACUGCGCUCCCUUCCUAUCAGCCCUGUGCAGCGAUGCGUAUCAUUGCUUACCUCACCGACACGCCGACCUCUACCUCUCAUGGGCCGUCUACCUCCCGUGGACACUGUAUGAUUUAUUGCAGUGUCUAUUCGCCGCUUUCCAGCAGAUCUCCUGCCGCGACUGGGGCUGCGGUGAUUGCCUUCACGAGGACCCUUGUGACCCGGGCAGCCACGGCCUCCCCAGUCCCCAGUCGCCGGGGCACAGCUGCCGAUGCCGCUCCAUCGUCGGCUGCAACGGCGUGAUGCCGACCUUGUACAGUCACGGCCUCACGUUCGGGGACGCACCGGCGCUGAUAUCGCAGAACAAGAAUUGUUCCACCCUCGCCAAGCAGCUCAGCCAAGUCCUACACUCCGACCACUUCACGGAGCUGUUCGACCAGUGUGACCAGUUCCUCUAUCGCAUCCGUGCGCCCUUCCUCUACACCAUCAUCGCACUGUGGCUCACCGCCACGCUCUAUAUCCUCCACUCACUCCUCUACCGCAUGGACGUGCUGCGCAUCCGCUCCCACCUACUCACCACCAGGGCCUCCCACCUCGUCGACGUCAAGGCGCUGCUCGCCGGCAGCCGCAGGAUGCUCUCGCUCUACAAGGACGUCGACUACUUCGACGAUGACUUUCACUCAUGA
Molecule: messenger RNA, 16965 nt
Organism: Babesia ovata
Lineage: Eukaryota; Apicomplexa; Aconoidasida; Piroplasmida; Babesiidae
Exons: 5
Coding region: 1-16965 (5654 amino acids)
Source: RefSeq, a predicted model, not a curated record